AUGACUAGCUCGUGUGCUGUGCAGGUGAAGCUGGAGCUGGGGCACCGCGCCCAGGUGAGGAAGAAACCCACCAUGGAGGGCUUCACCCAUGACUGGAUGGUGUUUAUGUGUGGCCCGGAGCACAGUAACAUACAACACUUUGUGGAGAAAGUCAUCUUCCACUUGCACGAAAGCUUUCGUAGGCCAAAAAGAGUGUGCGAAGAUCCACCUUACAAAGUAGAAGAAUCUGGGUAUGCUGGUUUCAUUUUGUCAAUUGAGGUUUAUUUUAAAAACAAGGAAGAACGGAAGAAAGUUCGCUUUGAUUAUGACUUAUUCUUGCAUCUUGAAGGCCAUCCACCAGUGAAUCACCUUCGUUGUGAAAAGAUAACUUUCAACAACCCCACAGAGGACUUUAGGAGAAAGUUGCUGACGGCAGGAGGGGACCCUAACAGUAGCGUUCAUACCAGCAGCAAUAGCAAAAGCAGCAGCAGCGGCGGUGGCAACAGUACCAGUUUUUCAAAGCCUCACAAAUUAAUGAAGGAGCACAAGGAAAAACCUUCUAAAGACUCCCGAGAAUAUAUGAGUGCCUUCAAAGAACCUUCCAGGGAUCACACCAAAUCUUCCAAAGAAUCUUCCCAGAAACCCAAAGAAUAUAAACCACUGAAAGAAGAAAAAAUUGUUCUGAAGAUGGCCUUCAAGGAACAGAAACCCAUGUCCAAGGAGCCCAAACCAAACAAUAACUUACUCACCAUCAGCAGUGGACAGCAAGAGAAAAAGGCUCCUAGUAAAAGGCCCCCCCUUUCAGAUUCUGAAGAACUCUCAGUGAAAAAAAGGAAAAAGAGUAGCUCAGAGGCUUUACUUAAAAGUUUCUCUAACGCGCCACCACUGAUACUUUGUUCUGCUGACAAAAAACACAUCAAAGAUAAAUCUCAUGUCAACAUGGGAAAAGUCAAAAUUGAAAGUGAGCCAUUAGAGAAGAAGAAAUCAACAUUACCACCCUUUGAUGAUAUAGUGGAUCCCAAUGAUUCCGACGCAGAGGAGAAUAUGUCCUCCAAAUCUGAUUCUGAGCAACCCAGUCCUGCCAGCUCCAGCUCCAGUUCCAGCUCCAGCUUCACACCAUCCCAGGCCAGGAAACAAGGUCCUUUAAGGUCUAUAAUGAAAGAUCUGCAUUCUGAUGACAAUGAGGAGGAAUCAGAUGAGGCAGAGGAGAAUGAUAAUGACUCUGAAAUGGAAAGGCCUGUAAAUAGAGGAGGCAGCCGUAGUUGCAGAGUUAGCUUGAGCGAUGGCAGAGACAGUGAAAGCAGUUCUGCUUCUUCAUCCCUACAUCAUGAACCCCCACCACCCUUACUAAAAACCGACAACAACCAGAUUCUUGAAGUGAAAAGUCCAAUAAAGCAAAGCAAAUCAGAUAAACAAAUAAAGAAUGGUGAAUGCGACAAGGCAUACCUAGAUGAACUGGCAGAACUCCACAGAAGGUUAAUGACGCUGAGGGAAAGACACAUUCUGCAGCAGAUUGUGAACCUUAUAGAAGAAACUGGACACUUUCAUAUCACAAACACAACAUUUGAUUUUGACCUUUGCUCGCUGGACAAAACCACAGUACGUAAACUACAGAGUUAUCUGGAAACAUCUGGAACAUCCUGAGGAUACAACAACUGGAUGCAUCAAAAAAACUAUUGUUUUGGUGGUUUGGUUUUUUGUUGUUGUUGUUGUUGUGAUUUUUUAAUUUGUUUAUAUGAAAACACUCAAUGUUGCAACCAAAAGGGAAAAAAAUAAAAAUCGAACAACUUUCAGCUUUAUUUUUCUUUAAAGCCAGUCAUCAUCUCUUGAUAAAGGAGAGGUUAAGCAAACCAGCCUCAGUGGACCACUUUUCUCUCCAAGGAAAUCCCCAGGAAUAGUUAUCCUGGAUAGCCU
This is a messenger RNA of Sorex fumeus (smoky shrew), 1893 nucleotides long. Its product is annotated as protein AF-9-like. Gene Ontology annotation, cellular component: super elongation complex. Gene Ontology annotation, biological process: regulation of DNA-templated transcription. The record is from RefSeq and is a predicted model, not a curated record. NCBI's taxonomy places the organism in Eukaryota, Metazoa, Chordata, Mammalia, Eulipotyphla, Soricidae.